CUGCCGUAAGAGCUAGGCUGCGACAUACGGUCGACAGUCCAGUUUUUGGCCGUGUGGUCAGCGCUUUCGCCUCCCAUUGCGAAGCUCCUCUAUUCGAGCCCCGGUGCGGGCGGUGCGAAACAGGGCGGGUUACAGUAGCACAUUAAUUUACAGCAGAACAACGUGCAAAUGAGUCUUCACUAAGGACUGUAUGGAUAUUGGAGCAAAACAAAACAUCUUUCGCUGACGGGAGAGUGCUUCUGCUGCAAUUAUCUUACUCAAAAGUAGACAUGGCUGCAACAAAAGAGUUUACCACCGUCACAGAAACUACCUGGACAGACGAUAAUUAUGAUGAUGAAUAUGAUGAUGAUUUCUACCAAGAUGAAAUGUGCAAUAAGACAGGCCUCAUGCGCUUUGGAAAGAUCUCCAGUCCUCUCUUCCUCUCCAUGGUGGUGGUCCUCAGUCUGCUGGGCAACAUCCUGGUCAUGGUGAUUCUGCUCAAGUAUGAGAACGUCAAAUCCCUCACCAACGCCUUCAUCUUAAACCUGGCAGUGUCGGACCUUCUCUUCACCGCAGGGUUGCCCUUCUGGGCCUACUACCACAUGUUCGGCUGGACAUUAGGGGAGAGCGUGUGCAAAUUGGUGAGAUUUGUGUUCAACGUGGGCUUCUACAGCAGCGGCUUGUUCCUCAUUGUUAUGACGGCCCAACGUUACGUGGCCGUACUCAACCCUCUCUCCGGCCUGGUGUCUGCUGCAGGCGCCUACAGUGUACUAGCUUCUGUGCUCAUUUGGAUCCUCAGCAUCCUGGUGGCCACCCCGGCGUUCAUCUUCUCCAAGGUCAUACAACAAGAUGGACUGGGCCACUGUGGAUAUGAGGAUUCCUACGUCAGCCUGUGGGGAAUCUACCAGCAAAACCUUCUUUUUAUCCUCAUCUCUGGCGUGUUCAUCUUUUGCUAUUCUCAGAUCCUGUGCCGACUGCUGCGUCCUUCCUCCCAAAGACGCAAGAACAAAACCUUAAAACUCAUUUUCAUGCUCUUGCUAGUCUUCUUUGUAGGAUGGGCUCCUUACAACAUCACACUCUUUCUAAAAUCUUUACACUUCUGGCCACAAACGCCCGUUGACUCCGCGACUCUUGCAGAAAGGUGUCCAGGACUCAAUGUGCUGGAUUAUGCCUUUCAAGUCAGCAGGCUUUUGGCCUUUUCACACUGCUGCCUCAACCCCAUCUUCUAUGUUUUUGUCGGCUCCAAAUUCAAAAGUCACCUAAAGAGGGUGAUGUGGAGCCGGCGCUAUGGCAACGUAUGUAGGAGCCGGCUCACGAUCACAUCGCUGUCGAGCGGGGAGGAGCUUGUUGUGUAGCUCUUCCUUCCGUCAUUAAAACCUGAAAGCAGGGGUGUCCAAAGUGCAUCAAUGCAGUACAAAGGGCAUACUGUAAAAAUAACAUGUAUUAAUAAGAUAUUAGAUAUGAAACUAAUUACUAUUUGGUUUGUCACCUAUCACACAAAGCUAAGAUGUCGAUUUUUCCUUCCAAUAGUUGCAGUCGUCCCUCGUUUAUCGCGGUUAAAUGGUUCCAGUCCCGUCUGAGAUAGGCAAAUUUCCGCGAAUUAGGAUUCAAUAUUAACAAAUUCAAUAUUUUUGUAGUUAGAGCAUAGAAAACCUGUUUAACAUUAGAGCCCUGUAGACAAAUAACCCCCAAAAGUCACCUUUAUACUCGUAUUACCUAAUAUAGUAGACAUGAAAAGCAACAAUAACUCACCAUUAGCACCGGAAAAGUUCCUUGUUGUAGUAGUAUCUCGAACAUAAUGUUAAUUUUUGAGAAAACUCAAUAGAGCAAGGGAGCGAUGUUUGAACUGCGAUGUAGCAAGGGACGACUGUAUUGGUUAUGGUUUUAGGCAAAGACUAUCAAAGUGACCUCCCGCAACCUUUUGAUUUUUCUGUAUGCGACCCUCGCUGUAAGAAGUUUGGACAUCCCCGCUUUAGAACCUUAAGUCAAAAAAUACAUUUAACAAACAUUACCAUCACAUUCAAUGAUAGAGGCCUUCAAUCAGACAGUGUUCGCCUUUACACUUAAAGUGGUUGAAUUACAAAUCAUGUGUGUACAUACUUUCCUCAUUACAGUAACAUACUGUACAAUCAUGUAAAAUUAAAAAAAAAAUCAAGAAACUCCAUGGUGUAACUCUUCUACUCCUGAACACCAGCACACAAAAGGGUGAAAAUUUGUCCAAAAGUGCACUCUUACUGUGUUGGCUGUGCUAUUAUUUUUCUGAUACAUACACUGCAUGGUGGCACUGUUAUUAAACCCCAAAUUUGACCCCAUGAGUCAGACUGAAUUUCUCACAAAACUUUGAGAGUACCUGUACGUAUUAUAUGUCUGCUAGCAUGUUGUCCAAAACAUUUUGAUCACAACCCAUAGGGGGUGCCAUAUGCCCAUUGACCACCACAAAUUCUGCCUAGCACCAAGUGAUGCAAAUGCGUGACAUGACCAGGUAAAACAAUAUGAGCAUUU
Molecule: messenger RNA, 2481 nt
Organism: Dunckerocampus dactyliophorus (ringed pipefish)
Lineage: Eukaryota; Metazoa; Chordata; Actinopteri; Syngnathiformes; Syngnathidae
Product: chemokine XC receptor 1-like
Exons: 2
Coding region: 270-1334 (354 amino acids)
Biological process (GO): G protein-coupled receptor signaling pathway; immune response; chemotaxis
Cellular component (GO): membrane
Molecular function (GO): chemokine receptor activity
Source: RefSeq, a predicted model, not a curated record